AUGGGAAUAUCCCAAAUUGGGCGUCAUUCCUGUUUUGAGGCUCGGAUAAGACGUUGAACAUUUUGUAGCAUCAAAAUCUUUCUUUCGUUCAAAUUUGAAUUUUAAUUGUGGUAUGAAAUAAAUACUUUGAAUCCAGAAGGAAACCAUAGACAUUUUUUGGAUUGAAAUUAAGAAACUCCUUAAAACGAUGAGAAAUCAACUACUGGAUAUCUUUAUGUGUGGUUUUGGAUUUGAUUUCGAAAAUGGACCACACAAAGUCUGUACGUUUCGUCGAGUCUUACCGCAAUUUUUAGCCAGUUUCGCCAUGUAUUUGGGUGCCUGGAACAUUGGUUUGAUACUGGCUUUGGCAACGAUUGUGGUCCCUUCGGUGACUGGCACAAGCAGUAGUUUAAAUCCAGACGAAACUCUGCACAUGACGUCCGACGAAGCUUCAUGGCUAGCUAGUAUUUUAUUCAUCGUUCAGCCAAUUGGAAAUUUGUUUUCGAGCUUUACAAUCGAAAUUCUGGGACGGAAAGGUGCGAUGCUGGCCACAAAUAUCAUACCUGUCAUCACAUGGUUCAUGCUAGCGAAUGCACAAUCAAAGAUCUUGCUUUAUAUUGGAUUUUCAUUGCUUGGCAUUUGGAAUGGUUCGGCAACCUCUAUGCUUUUAUUAUACGUUAGUGAAAUUUGUGAAUCAUCAGUCAGAGGAGUACUGUCUGCAUUUGGUGGUAUUUGCGCCACAGGCGGAAUGUUCAUGAUUUUCUUACUCGGGUCGCUCCUUUCAUGGCGUCAAGUGUGUUACAUCUGUGCUGCUGUGCCGAUUGCCAACAUUUUGGUGGCACUACUUGUCCCCGAGUCUCCAAUUUGGCUUGUAUCAAAGAAUCGUUUGGAAUCAGCACAAAAAUCACUACAAGUACUCCGUGGAUGGGUAUCGAGUAAGAGCAUUUCGUCGGAGCUGGAUCAACUGAAACUUAUCAACGAGAUGUCGUCAGCAUGUGUCGAUUGUGUACAAUCUGGCCGUAAAUGUGAUCAUCCACCGCCAACGCUGUUUGAGAAAUUCGUAGAUAUUUCCCAAAAACGAGCAAUGAAACCAUUCCUUUUGGUUACAAUUUUAUUUGUUAUGAUGCAGUUCUCUGGAAUGUUUGCAAUGCGAUCGUACAUUGUACCGAUUUUAGGCGCACAUGGCAUUGCGCUCGAUGCAAACUUUACAACGGUCAUCCUUGGCUUUAUUGGAGUUUUAGCAAAUGUGGUUAACGUAUUCAUAAUUCGAAUUCUCGGCAAACGAAGAAUCUACCUGUGGACAAUGGUUGGAAAUUUUGUUAGCUGUUUCGGACUGAGUAUUUACGGUUGGAUAUUCUUUCCCUCUGGCUGGUCCUCAAAUGGCAUCACAUCAGAUAGCCUCAAUUCGAUUCGAGAAACUGUCGGGAACUACAACUAUUUCGCAUUGGUCUUGUUUGUGAUGAUGCAAUUUUGUAUUUCAAUUGCUGUGUCAUUUGUUCCAUAUAUCAUCAUGAGUGAGGUCUUUCCGUUCAAAUCAAGAACGUUCUGUUGUGCUUUGGCUGGAGUUGAAAACCAAAUCUUUGCAUUUGUUGCAACCAAAACAUACUAUGACCUCGAAAGCUGGCUUUCGCUACCAGGAGCUAUUUGUUUCUAUGGUGUUGUCGCUGUUAUUGGAUUCAUUUCAAUGUUGUUCAUCCUACCGGAAACCGAGAAUCGAACGUUGGAAGAAAUUGAAUUACACUUUUCGGACAAUAAUCGUAGUAUUUUUGACAUUAAAAUCAAGAAGAAUUAGAAAAAAGGAUGACGUCGAACGAGAGAAAAAUAUAUAACCUCGUGUCAUUUUUUUUAUACAUCAGUAGGCAGCAGCAAUGAGAGUUUUCUUUAGAAAUUUGACAGACAUGAUGGGAAUUGUUGCGGCAUUUCCAAAAAAUUAACAACUAUUACUAUUAGUGUAACUACAACGAACUAAAAGCUAUUACAUAAGUUCAUAUCGACGUAAACGCACUUUAUUGAAUUAAGUAAACACUGAAUGAAUUUACUAUUGGCGAGAAUAAAAUAAAAUUUUUCCAAUAAUAGUAUCAAUAUGUUUUGUUUUUAGUUUGUUUUGUUUGGAUUUUAAAUCCGCUCGAAAGAAGUGUAAUUGCCAGCAUGACUAUGCUGUUUUGUAUUAUAUUACAAACAGCUGAAAAAAGUUCUAUAAUGUGGACACCACCAACAAAAUAAAUUAUUAUCCCAUCAAAUAAAUAUAUAUGAGUAGU
Messenger RNA from Sitodiplosis mosellana (orange wheat blossom midge), 2237 nucleotides. RefSeq names its product facilitated trehalose transporter Tret1-like. Gene Ontology annotation, molecular function: transmembrane transporter activity. Bases 188 to 1771 code for a protein of 527 amino acids. NCBI's taxonomy places the organism in Eukaryota, Metazoa, Arthropoda, Insecta, Diptera, Cecidomyiidae. The record is from RefSeq and is a predicted model, not a curated record. Gene Ontology annotation, biological process: transmembrane transport. The transcript is spliced from 7 exons. Gene Ontology annotation, cellular component: membrane.